Anopheles nili is the source of this 1755-nucleotide messenger RNA. RefSeq names its product ATP-dependent RNA helicase vasa. NCBI's taxonomy places the organism in Eukaryota, Metazoa, Arthropoda, Insecta, Diptera, Culicidae. Gene Ontology annotation, biological process: cell differentiation; gamete generation. Bases 1 to 1755 code for a protein of 584 amino acids. Gene Ontology annotation, cellular component: P granule; nucleus. Gene Ontology annotation, molecular function: RNA helicase activity; ATP binding; RNA binding. The record is from RefSeq and is a predicted model, not a curated record. The transcript is spliced from 3 exons.
AUGAGUGGUGAAUGGGAAGAUUGCGACCAGGGACGAAGUUUCGAUCAGCCCGAUUUCGGUGAUACGACGGACACCAAUGUCGAUGCUGGCAACGAUUUCGUCAAUUUUGAUGAUAAUGGUGCCUUCGACGGUAACGGAUAUGGCGACAACAAUGAUGGAGGAUAUAACAGUCGACCGCAACGAGGUGGCCGCGGUGGACGAGGUGGUGGUCGGGGUCGUGGAGGCCGCGGUGGAUUCGGAGGUGGUGAUCGAAACGGAUAUUCGAACAAUCGCAAUGGAGACCGGCCUCAUUACGACGGUAACGAUCCCAGUAUGGACCAGGUGAAGACGGACAAACCGCGAGAACUAUACAUUCCGCCGCUGCCCACCGAGGACGAGAGUCUCAUUUUUGGAAGUGGUAUCAGCUCCGGCAUAAACUUCGACAAUUUCGACGACAUCCAGGUGCGAGUGUCGGGUGAGAAUCCGCCGGCACAAGUUAAUUCCUUUGAAUGCGCCGGACUAUGCGAAGAGGUUAUGACAAACGUACGCAAAUCGAAAUACUGCAAAGCGACGCCCAUCCAGCGGUAUGCCAUUCCGAUCAUUCUAGCAGGUCGUGAUCUGAUGGCCUGCGCCCAGACCGGUUCUGGUAAGACGGCCGCAUUUAUGUUACCGAUGAUCAACAACAUGCUGCAACAGGAGGAUUUGGAUCCUCGCACUCGCAAACCGACAGUGGUGAUCGUAGCGCCAACCCGCGAGUUGGCCAUACAAAUCCAUGACGAGUCCCGCAAGUUCGCACACGGCACCAAACUGAAAACGUGCGUUGCAUACGGUGGAACAGCCGUACAGCACCAGCUGCAGAUGAUGCGCGGUGGGUGUCACAUCUUGGUUGCCACACCCGGUCGGUUGCAGGAUUUCGUUGACCGACAAUACGUUACGUUCGAGAACGUGAAGUUCGUCGUCCUUGACGAAGCGGAUAGAAUGCUGGAUAUGGGCUUUUUGCCUGGUAUUGAGAAAAUAAUGAGCCAUGAGACAAUGCCGGGAAAGGAAUCUCGACAGACGCUAAUGUUUUCGGCCACGUUUCCAGCCGAAAUUCAGGAGUUGGCGGGAAAUUUCCUGAACAACUACAUAUGCGUAUUUGUCGGAAUCGUGGGUGGCGCUUGUGCAGACGUCGAGCAGGUGAUCCAUCAGGUGGAGAAGUUUAAGAAGCGCAAAAAGCUAGAAGAAAUUCUGUCUCAAGGAAGCGCAAAGGGUACGCUUGUGUUCGUGGAAACGAAGCGGAAUGCCGAUUACCUCGCGUCGUUGAUGUCGGAAACACAGUUUCCAACGACGUCGAUCCACGGCGAUCGUCUUCAACGGGAACGCGAGAUGGCUUUGGACGAUUUCAAGCACGGUCGUAUGGACGUGCUGAUCGCAACGUCGGUGGCUGCCCGUGGGCUUGAUAUUAAGAACGUGUCCCAUGUCGUCAACUACGAUCUGCCGAAGAGCAUCGAUGACUACGUCCAUCGUAUUGGACGAACGGGGCGCGUUGGAAACAAGGGACGCGCAACCAGCUUCUUCGAUCCCGACGCGGAUCGCGCCAUCGCAAGCGACCUAAUCAAAAUUCUGACCCAAGCCGGACAAGAUGUGCCGGAUUUCUUGAAGGAUGCUGGAGUAGGUGGAGGAGGUGGCUCGUACAACGGCUCCUCUCAGUUCGGUGGCAAAGACAUCCGAGACUCGUGGGGUUCACGAGUGGAUGCUCAGCCGGUGGCGUUAGAGCCGGAAGAAGCAUGGGAUUAA